AUGCCAUCCAUCUCCGAACUCAGCGACAUCCGCAUGCCCAUGAUCGACCAACCAGCAUACACACCACGCAAACUCCGAGUCGUCACAAUCGGAGCAGGCUACUCCGGCCUCCUCUUCGCACACAAAUUCCAGCACGAGCAGCCCGACCUACAGGACUUCAUCGAUCUCACCAUCUUCGAAGCCAAUGAGGGUGUGGGCGGGACCUGGAAAGUAAACACGUACCCUGGCGUUCAAAACGACGUGCCUGCUCAUCUGUACGCGUUCCCAUUCGAUCCGAAUCCGAACUGGUCAAAGUUUUAUGCGGAUGGGGAUGAGAUCCUGGCGUAUGUGGAGGGGAUUUGUGAUAAGUGGAAUUUAAGACGGGAUAUUAACUUUGGGCAUCGGGUGGUGGGACUGGAGUGGGUCGAAGAGGAUGCGAAGUGGAAGAUUCGGGUGUCUGAGCGUGGGGAGGAGAGGACUGAGUAUGCGGAUUUUAUCAUUUCGGCUCAGGGGUUUUUGAGUCGGUGGAAGUGGCCGAGUAUAGAUGGAAUACAUGACUUUCAGGGUCAUAAAGUUCAUUCUGCGGAUUGGGAUCAUUCGUAUGAAUACUCGCGUAAGAGGAUAGGCGUGAUAGGCAAUGGAAGCAGUGCGAUACAGAUCCUGCCACAGAUGGCUAAGCUCGAGGGUGUGCAGGUUGUUUCGUUUCAGCGUAAUCCCACGUGGAUAACACAGUCGCUUGGUCAGACUUUAGGUGUUAGUUCUGGAGAGCCAGAGCCUCCAGAUGAGAACGAAGAGGUUGGGGUGGAUAUGGCGGAAGUGCCACCUGAGGAUACAGAAGUGGGCUCCAAUUUCAAUCCAAGAUAUACAGCUCGUGAUAAGCAGCGGUUCCAGGAUCCCGAGAAGCAUAGGGAGUAUCGAAGGAUGUUGCAGCAUGGCAUGAACCGUGGGUUCCGCCUCUUCAAGAAAGAUAGUCCACAAAAUCAAAAGUCCACCGAGGCCACCAUCGAGCGCAUGAAGAAAGCACUGAAUUAUGACGAGGAACUCUGCAAGAAGCUGAUACCAGAGUGGACGCUUGGGUGUCGAAGGUUGACGCCGGGAGAGGGUUAUCUCGAGUCGUUCCUGCUGCCACAUGUGAAACUGACACAAUCGCAUAUCAAGUCAAUUGACGCUACGGGCAUCAAUACGGAAGAUGGCGAGCACUAUGACUUGGACGUUAUCGUGUGCGCCACGGGCUUUGACGUCUCGAAUAUACCACACUAUCCUGUGGUCGGACGUAAUGGCAUGACAUUAGCAGAGAAGUGGAAAGACGAACCUGAAUCGUACCUGUCUCUGGCAUGCCCUGACUUCCCGAAUCAUUUCAUAUUUACUGGUCCGAACGCAACAGUCGGGCAUGGGACCCUGAUAACUUCCAUGGACUGGUCUGCACAGUACAUGAUCAAGUGGCUGCGUAAAGUGGCAGGAGAACAGAUCAAGUCAAUUGCUCCAAAACAGUCUGCCACAGAUGAGUUUGUGAGGUACGGUGACGAAAUUCACAAGACAUUGACUUGGACGGGUAGUUGCGUUUCAUGGUACAAGAAUAAUCGAAGAGAUGGUAGGGUAACAGCCACAUGGCCAGGUAGCGCACUCCUAUAUAAGGAGAUGAUCAAGGAAAUCAGGCCUGAAGACUGGGAGAUUGAGUAUAGGCAUCGCAAUCGCUUUGCCUUCAUGGGGAAUGGGUUUACGAUGCUCGAGAUGGAUGAGGACGCAGAUUUGGCAUUCUAUAUUGACCGAUAG
Messenger RNA from Lithohypha guttulata, 1752 nucleotides. RefSeq lists its product as uncharacterized. The record is from RefSeq and is a predicted model, not a curated record. Bases 1 to 1752 code for a protein of 583 amino acids. Gene Ontology annotation, molecular function: N,N-dimethylaniline monooxygenase activity; NADP binding; flavin adenine dinucleotide binding. The transcript is spliced from 3 exons. Lineage: Eukaryota; Fungi; Ascomycota; Eurotiomycetes; Chaetothyriales; Trichomeriaceae.